Trichomonas vaginalis G3 is the source of this 501-nucleotide messenger RNA. Its product is annotated as organellar and viral DNA polymerase type B. The annotation marks the transcript as partial. NCBI's taxonomy places the organism in Eukaryota, Parabasalia, Trichomonadida, Trichomonadidae. The transcript has a single exon. The record is from RefSeq and is a predicted model, not a curated record.
GAGUUUAAGACAUACGACAACAUUGUUUCAUUAGUUGCAAAAUGUGUAUGGCAGAUAAGAGAUAAAGAUAGAAGAGGUAAGGUAUGGAAUGAACAGAUAAAACCAACUGCUUCAGAUUUAAAGAAAACCAUUGACGCCUUAGUUGUUCUAGCUGGUUUUAUUUCAAUGUAUAACGCAAAAACGAUGCCGCAAUGUUCAAAAUGUAAGGCAGCAAUGAGGAAAUAUAACUACUCAGUCAAAGAGAUAGAAAGAAUGCGAAACGACUAUGCAGACUUAAAGAAAGAAGCAGAAAAACCAGCAGAAAAUGAAAUGGACAUGUUAGAAUUUCUGAACAAAAACUAUUCAACUGCUGACGAUUUCCUUCUAUCUGACGUCAAGAAGAAGUAUAAAGAAACUUUCGGCAUUGUUAAAACAUUCGAUGUACUAAAAGAAGAAAUAGAAGCUACAAAACUGUUUAGAGUCUCACGAAUUCAUAACGUUUACCAUGUAAAACGGUUAUAA